Messenger RNA from Drosophila navojoa, 462 nucleotides. It is a transcript of the gene SNRPG, whose product is annotated as small nuclear ribonucleoprotein G. The record is from RefSeq and is a predicted model, not a curated record. NCBI's taxonomy places the organism in Eukaryota, Metazoa, Arthropoda, Insecta, Diptera, Drosophilidae. Gene Ontology annotation, cellular component: catalytic step 2 spliceosome; precatalytic spliceosome; U2 snRNP. Gene Ontology annotation, molecular function: RNA binding. Gene Ontology annotation, biological process: mRNA splicing, via spliceosome; spliceosomal snRNP assembly.
CGUUUACAAGCGGUCACACCGAAACGCGUUUGCAUUUACAUUGACUUGAUUUCGCGACAAAUUAAUUUUUAAAUUCCAUAAACGAAAAUGUCGAAAGCACAUCCACCAGAGCUGAAAAAAUACAUGGACAAGCGCAUGAUGCUUAAGCUAAAUGGCGGCCGCGCUGUCACCGGCAUUCUGCGCGGCUUCGAUCCAUUCAUGAACGUUGUGCUCGACGAUACGGUGGAGGAGUGCAAGGAUAAUACCAAAAACAGCAUUGGAAUGGUGGUAAUUCGUGGUAACAGCAUUGUUAUGGUCGAGGCUCUGGAUAGAGUCUGAUACGAAAUCUCUAAAGCAGCCUCAUUCCCUCAGAUGUAUCCAAUUGGGAUAGUUUAGGAUUUGCUGACUUUAAUAGAGAUUUAUCUGCCAGAUAAAGGUUAAAUGUAAACUAUUUAACAAACACAAACUAGUCGUAAGGCUCUA